GUAAUAAUUCCCUAGGAUUAUCAAUUUCAUCGACUAUGACUGAUCUUUCCAUCCAUGAUCAAAUAAAGUUGGCAUCCGAGUGGGGUUACAACCAAGAAGAGAUCAUCUCCGCUCUGAAAGCCAACUCGAAAGAAGGUUCGAAAGAAUUCGAGCGAUUCGAGAACUUUGAUGUUAUGCUGGACAUUCUGAAUAAAGUGACAGGGAAAGGAGACUCCCGGUCGAGCAGGAAACAUAAUAGUCCAGGAGAUUUGAUGUCAAGCUCUGUGACAAGUUUACACCCGCAUAGUUCCAAGUCUCAUCGAAAUCUUUCGGUUGGGAGAUCUUCAUCGUUUCAUUUGUCAACUCCAAGAAGUACCCGCGACUCCCACGACAUUGUUCGCCUUCUCGCCACACUGGAAAGAGAAAAAGAACGUGAUCGAAAGGAGGUCGAUAGUCAAUUCACUAUUCUUAAGAAUAGAAUAAACCAUUUAGAAAAUGAAAAAGAACAGUGUUUGUCAGAAGUUCAAGAAUUGAAGCGGCUUCUGGAAGAUUCGGAGCAAGAUUUGAAAGAUUGUAAAGAUGAGAUGAAUAGGCUGAUGGAAGAGAGAGUAGAGACAGCUGAUGCACUUGAUAAACUGACAAUCCAAAACUACCGCCAACAACAAGAAAUUCACGACCAAAAAGAGCUGUCUGAGCAUCGUAAAAAAAUUUAUUCUGAAGAGAAAGCACGAAAAGACGAGGAGAUUUUGAACCUUCAAAAGCAGAAGACCGACGUCGAGAUGGAGCUGGAACGGAAGAGUAACCUGUUGGAUGAACAGACUAAUGUUACAAAACGAAUGGAGGAGAAAAGUUAUCAAUUGAAGCCAUUGGUGCUGCUCGAUGAAUUAACAAAGAAACACAGUCAACUUGUCGACCUUUCAACUGAAUUUUUGCCAAACAUCAAUGCUGUCAAAAUGCUCUACAAAGAAUUGUUUGAGAGUUUCCCACAACUAGAGACCAAUGUUCACGAAUCAAAACUCUCAAUGGAACGUCGUGUCGAGGAAGUCGAAGAGCAACUUCGAUCACGUAAUCGCGAUUUUCAACGUCUUCAGGAGAAGCUGGUAGCCGAGUGUUGCAUAUGUUUGGCAACAAAACCAUCAAUUGUUUUCAUGCCGUGUCGUCAUCUGAUCACAUGUUCCGGCUGCUACGAUGCAAGCGAUUUUCGAGAGUGUCCAACGUGCAGGUCGACAAUUGAAAAUUCAAUAACAGUGUUCAUGUGAACAAUACAACUAAACAUUUAUUUUGUUUUCAUAAAUGUUUUGAUCAAUUGGUAAUA
Molecule: messenger RNA, 1294 nt
Organism: Caenorhabditis elegans
Lineage: Eukaryota; Metazoa; Nematoda; Chromadorea; Rhabditida; Rhabditidae
Gene: exc-14
Product: RING-type domain-containing protein
Source: RefSeq, marked reviewed